CACAACCAUAUACAACUUUGUCUAGGGCUGUAUAAGACACAAUGCCAGCCAAGAUGCAUUCCAACUACCCCUCCGAUUCGGAGACUGCGGAACUAAGAGACUCUACUGAGUCGGGCUAUGUCAGUGGUGGCUCAAGUGAAGAGUAUCUACCAGAGAUUGUCUUCACCAAACCUCAUCUUCAGUUCCUCAACCGACAACUUCAAUUCCUUGAACCCCAAGGUCAGCUCUUCCACAUUUUCAGUUCAAGACAACGACGCCUAACCCCUCUUGCAGAUGUCCUCAGAUGGUGUGUCACUUCGCUACCUCACCUGUAUCAGACCACCGCCUUUGGUCUUACUGGUCUUGUGAUCAUGGAUAUGCUUUCCAAACUGUCCAUCCCUCGCCCUCAAAUGGUCAACCUCAUCUUCCUCGACACUCUGCACCACUUCCCCGAGACAUUGAAACUUGUCGACAAUGUCCGCAAGAGGUACCCGCUACAGCACAUCCAUGUCUACAAGCCCCAGGGUGUUGAGACCGAAGAGGAGUUUGCUAAGAAGCACGGUGAACGCCUGUGGGAAAAGGAUGACCAGCUGUACGACUGGAUUGCCAAGGUCGAGCCUGCUCAACGUGCCUACCGUGAGCUCAACGUUCACGCAGUCCUCACCGGACGCCGCCGCAGCCAAGGAGGCAAGCGUGGAGACCUGGACAUUAUUGAGGUGGACGAAGCCGGCCUCAUUAAGAUCAACCCUCUCGCCAACUGGACCUUUGACCAGGUCAAGCAGUAUGUCAAGGAGAAUGAUAUCCCCUACAACGAGUUACUCGACAAGGGCUACAAGAGCGUUGGUGACUAUCACUCUACAUCCCCCGUCAAGGAGAACGAAGACGAACGAUCAGGCCGCUGGAAGGGCCAGGCGAAAACCGAGUGUGGUAUCCACAACCCUCGGUCAAAGUACGCCCAGUACUUGAUGGAUAUGGAACGCAAGCGACAGGAGGAAGCUUUGUCUCAAGCGUUGCAGAACAAGCUUACCACCGCUUAA
Messenger RNA from Aspergillus nidulans FGSC A4, 1016 nucleotides. RefSeq names its product phosphoadenylyl-sulfate reductase (thioredoxin) (gene met16). Gene Ontology annotation, molecular function: phosphoadenylyl-sulfate reductase (thioredoxin) activity; catalytic activity. The transcript has a single exon. Gene Ontology annotation, biological process: hydrogen sulfide biosynthetic process; sulfur compound metabolic process. Bases 42 to 1016 code for a protein of 324 amino acids. The record is from RefSeq and is a predicted model, not a curated record. NCBI's taxonomy places the organism in Eukaryota, Fungi, Ascomycota, Eurotiomycetes, Eurotiales, Aspergillaceae.